AUGUAUUCAUCACUAAUUGAUUUUUGUUGGUUUGCUAUCGAUUAUCAAUUGUUAGUACUAUUAUUAUUAGCUAUUGUUUUAGUAGUAGUAGUAGCAGUAGUAAUCAUAGCUAUCUAUCGGUACGCAACCCGUAAUCAUGAUUACUGGCAACGGUUAGGCCUAACCGGUCCCCGACCGCUGCCAUUUGUCGGCACAAUAGCCUAUAUGACACGUACGCCACUACAGGAACUGGUAGUUAAAUGGCAACAAAAAUAUGGUAAACUCUAUGGUUGUUUCUAUGGUAACGAACCGGUACUGGUUGUCGCCGAUCCCGAACUAAUCAAAGAUAUUCUGGUCAAAGAUUUCGAUGUAUUUGUCGACCGAGAUAUAGUCGGCGAUCAUCCGAUACUUAGCCGACAUUUGUUUCACGCCGUCGGUAACGACUGGCGCCGAAUCCGAUCGAUAGUUACGCCAGGAUUUUCAUCGGCCAAACUCAAGGCACUGAUCUAUCCUCGGGUUCGGCAAUGUUUGGCCGAUCUAUGUUCGGCAUUGGAUGUCUACACUGUCCCAGAUAGCUCUAAUGGUCAUCAGCGGCCAUCGGUAGACAUGAAAACAGUGUUUUGCAACUAUACAUUGGAUUCAAUAGUCCGGACGGCGUUCAGUCUGAAAAUCAUUCGCCGAUACGAUCAAUGGUCAGACAAUCAGAUUCUAGUGAUGGCAAAGAAAUUUUUUCGUACAGAUCUCUGGGCAAUAAUUGGACUGAAAAUUAUGCCCAAUUGGUUGCGACAGGUAUUGAAUUUGAAAUACUUGACCGACGACCAGACCAACCAGUUUUUCUUUGAUCUAAUCGGUCGUAUCAUUGAUGAUCAUCGGCAGAGAUCAGCCAAUAAUACUAAUGAUAUGAAGAAAUCGUACGACGAUUUCAUGGAUCUGCUAUUGAUUAGCACAAGACAAGAGUCGUCGUCGUCAUCGUCGACGGCAACGGCGACACAACAGCCGCAACAACAACAGCGACCAAAAUAUCUGACCGAAAACGAACUGAUUGGCCAGUCGUGGGUAUUCUUUAACAUUGCCCACGAAGUACCGGCCGCUGUCCUAACGAUGGCCACCUAUCAGUUGGCCAAAAAUCCCGCGAUUCAACAGAAACUGUACGAUGAAGUUAUGGCGGCUACGGCUUCGGCCAACAACAACAAAAACACCGACGGGUCUGACGGUAAUAAUAACGAUGACAUCGACUACGAUAUCUUAGCGAAACUUCCGUAUUUGGAUGCAAUCGUCGCGGAAACACUACGACUGUAUUCACCGGUUCAUCAAUUAUAUCGUAUAGCUGGCCGCGACUACCCGCUUGGCGAUACGGGUAUUAUCAUUAAAAAAGGCCAGAAACUGGAAAUACCUGUCUAUGCUGUACACGUCAACCCGGAAUACUAUGACCGGCCCAUGGAGUUCAUACCCGAUCGGUUUCUACCCGAAACUGGUUACCAACCAAUCCAACCGUACACUUACCUACCGUUUAGUGCCGGUUCCCGGCAGUGUUUUGGCCAACGUUUUGCACUAAUGGAAAUCAAGCUAUGUUUGGCUCAGUUAGUCAAACGCUAUCGAUUCCAGUGUUGCCAGCAAACUGAUCCAACCAUACAUUUUCAACACACUUAUGUUAUAACAGUACCCUUACGUGUUGUCCUAGAUGUUCAACUGAGAGAUUCAAUCAAUCAAUCAAACAAAAAAACAAAACAAAAUUAAUUAAUUAAAUACUAACAAC
Oppia nitens is the source of this 1735-nucleotide messenger RNA. Its product is annotated as cytochrome P450 3A21-like. Lineage: Eukaryota; Metazoa; Arthropoda; Arachnida; Sarcoptiformes; Oppiidae. The transcript has 2 exons. Gene Ontology annotation, molecular function: iron ion binding; monooxygenase activity; heme binding. The coding region runs from base 1 to 1716 and encodes 571 amino acids. The record is from RefSeq and is a predicted model, not a curated record.